Messenger RNA from Acytostelium subglobosum LB1, 3810 nucleotides. RefSeq lists its product as hypothetical. Gene Ontology annotation, biological process: DNA replication; DNA repair. The record is from RefSeq and is a predicted model, not a curated record. Gene Ontology annotation, molecular function: ATP binding; ATP hydrolysis activity; DNA clamp loader activity. Bases 1 to 3810 code for a protein of 1269 amino acids. The transcript has 5 exons. Lineage: Eukaryota; Evosea; Eumycetozoa; Acytosteliales; Acytosteliaceae. Gene Ontology annotation, cellular component: DNA replication factor C complex; nucleus.
AUGGGCAGAAAGAAAUCGUCUCCUGCUCAAAAGGAAAAGAUUACCAACUACUUCAAUAGGAUUGAUCAGGUGAUAGAGAAUGAUGACAAUGACUUUGUGUCCAGCUCGCCACCUGUAGUGGUGCUCAAGAAGCAGAUCAAUACCAGUAGUAGUGGCAUUGGUGGCAAAGGUAGCAAGAGUAGCAUAUCGAGCAGUGGCAGUAGCAAGAGCAGUACAUCUAGCAGCAUGUUAAUAAAGAGGAAGAAGAUGCAACCGGAUGAUAUCUUCUCGGAUGACGACGACAGCAGCAACACUACACCACAAGUAAUACAGAGAAUAGACACCGAUGAUGACAAGGAGAACAAGUUUGAAUUAGUAGACGACGCUGUCAAACAGGAGAGAAAGAGACUAAAGAGGAAUGUAAACACUGACAGCAACAACAACCAUAACAACAAAGUGUUGUCUCCAACAAAGAAGAAGACGACAACAACUUCCACUUCAUCAACACCAUCAUCAACCUCACCAUCACCUCACAAGAACAAAUCAUCCUCCUCAUCAUCGACACCAUCAUCAAACAAGCACAAGGAGGUUCGAUCACCUCUUGUCAUGGAGUCAAGGCCAAAGCCACCACCACCUUCAAGCAACAAACUGUCAGACGAUGCAGACGAUGAGAUCACAAGUCCAGACGAAUCAAUAUCAGUAAGCCGCAGUCAUAAGAGAGACUCUACACCAUCAUCCACCAACAACAACAACAACAAAGUAGACCAACCAUCAACGCCAAAGAAGGAGUCUACGUCACAUUCCACAUCUAAUGGCACGACCAAUGGCAAAUCCACUCCAAGCAAGCAACAACAACAUCGACCAGCAGUGGUACAAUCACCAAAGCUAGAGAUCAAAAGGAGUGGAUCAGGCUCUAAGUUUGACUUUGACGAUGUACUGGACGACGAUGAAAUAGUGUCUUCACCUGUUAUCAAGCCAAACAAGAACUACAACACCAACUAUGUAUCACCACUCAAGCAAUCUGAUCACACUGCCAGCAGCAGCAAGAAGACAACAGUACCAGCCGCAUCACCAAAGAAGCAACUCACCUUUGCCAGCUACGAUCCCAACCCAGACACCAGCAUCACUGCCAAGCCUACCACUAUCAAGCCCAACUCCAACUACAAGAUCAAACCCACCAUCAAGCAUGAGGAAAAGGAAGAUGAGAUUGAUGAAGUGGACGAUGUCGUCAGAACUCCAGACACUGCUGUGAAGAAGGAGAAGGAGAAGAUGAAGCCGGUGGACAAGCAAGAGAAGGUUGUUGAGAAGAAGAAGGCACAGCCUGUUGUUAAGGAUGAGGAGGAGGAGGCGGCACAACCAUCCAAACCAAGAGUCAGCACAUUGUUCAGAUCAACUUCAACAUUGCACCCAGCAGACGAUAGUGAUGACACUGAGAAAGAGUCAGAGGAUGUAGCCAAGAAGACCCCACCAAAGCCCACUGCAAAGCCAAUUGCCAAGACAACAUCAAAGACAACGCCCAAGAAGAAGACUGGCACCGCCGCCGCCGCCGCCACCACAACAGACGAAGAGAAGGCAAAGGCCUUGGCUAAACGAGAUAACUUCCUCAAGUAUAAGAUGAAUGCUGCUCAGGGUCCCCCUCCACCACCAAACAAAGGAUCCAAGCCAUACCCCAAGGGCACUCCAACAUGUCUUCGCAACAAGACGUUCCUGGUCACUGGUGUCAUGGACAGCUUUGAGCGAGACGAGAUGAAUGACAUUAUCCAGAAGUUUGGUGGCAAGCUGCUCAAGACUGUCAGCGGCAAGCUCAACUAUCUGAUCGUGGGCAUUGAGCCUGGCGUAUCAAAGCUGGAGAAGGCCAAGCGUGCCAAGGCCAAGCUGAUCUCUGAGGAUGAAUUGCUCGAGAUGGUUAACUCCAGUAUAAAACAAGACGAGAAGGUGGAUGAGGAUGAGGAGGAGACUGGUGUGGAAGACGAGAUUGAGGAAUCUGCUGGCGAGGAGGAUAAGGCAAAGAAUAAGACAACAGCAUGCAAGAGUGUUGGCAAGGUCAAGGUCGAGGAGAAGGAAGAGGAUGUUGUGAUGGACGAAGAGAAUGAGGAUGUUCAGAUGGAAGAUGUCAAAACUGAGCAGAAUGAAGGAGACGAGAAGGAGAAGGAGAAGAAGGUGGAGACGGUGUCGACACAAUCAACUACAACUACGACCACGACCACCAGCAACAACAACAUAUCACAAUCAUUGGACUUGAAACCCAAGACCCUUUCACUCCUUAGGAACACAUCAUCAUUACUCAAGCCACAACUCUCACUCAAGCCAACUUUGUCACUCAACAUCAAUGGAUUCAAGCCAGCCAGCUCACUUAAACUCACUCUCAACAAUAACAACAACAACUACGCCAACUCUGCAGAGAGCAAGAAGGACUUUGAUUACCUCAAGAAGGAUAUGAGUAGGGUGGUGGUCCCAUCCUCCUUCAAGAAGCUCCCACCUGGCAACGACAUGAUGUGGGUGGACAAGUACAAACCAGCUAGCUCAGCUGACCUGCUCGGCAAUCCAGGUGUCAUCUCGACACUCAAGUCCUGGCUGGUUAAAUGGGACCCCAAGAUGAUCACACAGAGAGCCGCUUUGCUGUCGGGUCCACCUGGCAUUGGCAAAACAUCGUCCGCACUGAUGUUGUGCAAGGAGGCAGGCUAUGAACCACUGGAGCUCAACGCCAGUGACACCAGGAACAAGACACAGAUCGAGAAGUUGUUGUCGGGUGUGUCUGACAAUCAUUCUAUAACAGAGUUCUUCUCAAACAAGAAGAAGGGUGAGAGUAAGAAGACAGUUAUAAUCAUGGAUGAGAUUGAUGGCUCAUCUGGCAAUGAUGACAGAGGUGGUGUCAGUGAGAUAUUGCUCAUGAUCAAGACGACAAAGAUCCCAUUCAUAUGCAUUUGCAAUGAUUACUACAGUCCAAAGAUCAAGACGUUGAAGAACUAUUGUCUGGACCUCAAGUUUAGACGACCCAGUGUCAUGAUGGUCUCUGACAGACUGUUGCAGAUCGCCAAGCACGAGGGUCUUGUCAUGAACGAGUACAUGAUCGAGAAGAUAUUCUCAUCCACCAACCAAGACAUCAGGCAGUCCAUCCACAUGAUGCAGAUGUUAAGUCGAUCCAAUGUCAAGGCCACACACAACGAUAUCAAUGUCCAUAUUGCCAAUGCCAAUAAGGAUAUGGACAUUGGACCAUUCUCUGGAGCUCAGCAUCUCUUAUCAGUGGACUCUAGUAACCCAUCGAUCAAUGACAAGUUGGACUAUUUCUUCACCGACUUUUCGUUGGUUCCCUUGCUCAUCCAAGAGAACUAUCUGUACAACAAACCAUACAACAGAGCCUCCAACAGAGACGAUGAUGAUGAUGAGAUCACAAGGUUUGCCAACGCCGCCGAAUGCAUCAGUGAUGGAGACCUGCUCAACAAGGACAUCAUCUACAAGCAGAACUUCAACCUGCUUCCUGCUUAUGGAAUCAUCUCGUCGGUGAUACCAUCAUCAUACGUCAAUGGUGGCUCACGCAUGCCCCUCAACUUCCCUCAAUACCUUGGCAAGAACUCCAAUGCCAACAAACAACUGCGAUUCAUUCGUGAGAUCCAGCUGCACACUCGCGUGUCUGGUGCAAGAACCUUGACCAACUGCAACGAGACAAGAAUGUCACUGGCACCAAUGCUGCGCCACUACCUAAUUCAGCCACUGGUCCUCUACGGACAGGAUGGCAUUGAGGAUGUGAUCGACAUGAUGGACACUUAUGGCUUGACCGAGGACGACAGGAACAAUAAUUGCGAGCUGGUUCAUGGGGUGGAAACGACCUGA